Molecule: messenger RNA, 2608 nt
Organism: Balaenoptera musculus (blue whale)
Lineage: Eukaryota; Metazoa; Chordata; Mammalia; Artiodactyla; Balaenopteridae
Gene: WDR4
Product: WD repeat domain 4
Exons: 11
Coding region: 40-1284 (414 amino acids)
Biological process (GO): RNA (guanine-N7)-methylation
Cellular component (GO): nucleus; cytosol; tRNA methyltransferase complex
Molecular function (GO): protein binding; tRNA (guanine(46)-N7)-methyltransferase activity
Source: RefSeq, a predicted model, not a curated record
UAGGCGGCGCACGUGGGUGGCUGCACCGCGGGCGGGUACAUGGCGGGUUCUGCAGGGCUGUCGCUGUGCGGGCAUGCGCUGGUGGUGCGGGGCGGCAGCCGGUUGCUGGCCACCUCCACUUCGAGCAGUGAUGAUGACAGCCUCUUCAUAUAUGAUUGCAGUGCUGCAGAAAAGGAGACACAAGAGCAUAAAGGGGAGGACGGACAGCCCGUGGAUAAGGGGAGUGACAUGAUUCUGGCGUCCACCUUCUCCAAGUCUGGCAGCUAUUUUGCUUUAACUGAUGACAGUAAGCGUCUGAUUCUUUUCCGUACAAAACCAUGGCAAUGUCUGAGUGUCAGGUCUGUGGUGAGGAGGUGCACAGCCCUGACCUUCACGGCCUCUGAGGAGAAGGUUCUGGUAGCAGACAAGUCUGGGGACGUUUAUUCCUUUUCGGUGCUGGAGCCGCACGGGAGCGGCAAGCUUGAACUGGGACACCUGUCGAUGCUGCUGGAUGUGGCCGUGAGUCCCGACGACCGCUACGUCCUCACUGCUGACCGGGACGAGAAAAUCCGAGUGAGCUGGGCCGCGGCUCCACACAACAUCGAGUCCUUCUGCCUUGGGCACACCGAGUUUGUGAGUCGCAUCUUCGUGGUGCCCGACCACCCCGAGCUGCUCUUGUCCUCCUCCGGGGACCGCACCCUGAGGCUCUGGCAAUACAGAAGCGGCCGCGAGUUGCAUUGUUGUCACCUGCCCAGCCUGCAGGAGCCAACGGAGCCCUGGAGCGACAAGAGGUUUGCUGCGUCCAGGAUCACUUACUGGCGCCAGGAGGACUGCGUGGCGCUCUUGUGUGACGGGCUGCCCGUGGUCUGCCUCUUCCAGCUGGAUGCCCCCCGGCGGCAGCUGGUCUUCCAGCAGCAGCUGACUUUCCAGCACAGAGUGUGGGACGUCGCCUUUGAGGAGGCCCAGGGGCUGUGGGUUCUGCAGGACUGCCGGGAGGCCCCCCUCGUGCUCUGCAGGCCUGUGGGCGGCCAGUGGCAGUCUGUUCCCGCAACUACUGCGUCGAAGAGGGUCUGUGCUCACCUUCUCGAGAACUGGGCCAUGUUGGAAGGCCCUGCUGGCACGGACGGGGGCUUCAGCAGCCUCUACAAGGCCACCUGCGACAACAUGACCACCUACCUGAAGAAGAAGGAAGAGCGGCUGCAGCGGCAGCUGGAGAGGAAGCGACGCGGGGGGCCGCCGUGCGGGCCCGGCGGGCAGACCAAGAGGAUGAAGGCGGGGCGCGCACCACGGAGCUGCUCGUCCUAGCUCGGCUCGGGAUGCCCCUCGGGGGUGCUCGCAGCCUCGGGCGGCGGGACGCUGUGCUCGCCCCUCCUGCCCGCAGCGCCCUGACGCAGGCAAAGGGGACCUCAUUCCCGACUCGGGCUUGGGGGCGGCGAGGUCCAUCCCGACUCCGCGGACACCUGGGGCCCUGCCGGCUAGCUGGACGGGACCCUGGGCUCUAGAACAUUCUGUCGCGGAGCAGAGCCCUCCGGCUGGAGGGAGGCCAUGCAGCGCGUUAGCCGCCAUGCCUGCGCAGUAAGAGCCUCCAAGCCCCUUCCCUUCGCGCUGGAGGGCACGUCACCCUGCAGCUGUGGCGCUGUCCUUUCCCGCUCGUCCACGCGGCUUCCUCCAGGGGAGCCUGGAAGCGGACGGACGUCUUUCCAGCAGCGCGGUGCACACCUGCGCUUUUCUCCAGUCCCCUCGCCCUUCUCGAUGGUCCACUACGCUGUCCAGCGGGCGGCUGCGCGCCUCGGAGGCCGUAAACCUGAGGGGAGUUAAGUCCUCGGUUCCCUGGGCAGCGCUGGCUCCGGUGCUCAGGCCCCUCGGGGUGCGGAGAGCUCAUCGCCGGGCUGGUGGAGACGGGCUGGGCCGCGACGCGUGAGGACAGAGAAGCCCGGCUGCACACUUACUCCGCAGGGAAGUGACGGGUGACGUUGUGUCUGUUUGAUUUCGGGAUGAACUUUGUGCACGUGCUGCAGGCAGGAGGGUCGGCUGAAUUCUAAUUACUGAUCAAUAAAGAUGAGCUUUUUUGCAGCUUCUAGAAAUUUUAGCAGCAACACAUGGAGCUAAUCUCGAAAUAUAUUGAGCAGAACCAUGUUUGAUGAGUGUGCUGUUUCCGACUGAAACGUUUGCUUUUUGAUUUGAAGGAAAACAUUUCUUUGGUGUGGGGUUUCACAGGGUACUUGGACACAAACCAUUUUGUGUAUCAAAAGCUGGAAAGCUUCAGACUUUCCCUAAGUGCCUUAUUUUACUUUAAACAUCGAUAUGAAAACAAUGCUGUUUGUGAACCGCCCAGGGUAACUUCCCGCAAGGGACAUCAGGACCUGCCCAGACUGGGGGCUGUCUCGGGCAAAGGAGAGCAGAGGGGGUGUGCCUGGGAUGGAAUGGGGUCCCCAGGGCGGAGUGGGGUGCCCUGGCCAUGGUCCUGGAGGGGGAGCCUGACCUCGUUAGCUCUGCAUUGGGCACAGGAAGGGUUUUCGUUAGUAGUCGGCUCUGAAUUCUUGGUUUUAGGAGCAAUUUAGGUUUGUUCUUGUUGGCGUCUUGGUCUAAGAUAGGGGUCAGCAAACGGGCUCGCGGGCCACAUGCCGCC